Messenger RNA from Myzus persicae (green peach aphid), 1396 nucleotides. RefSeq lists its product as uncharacterized. NCBI's taxonomy places the organism in Eukaryota, Metazoa, Arthropoda, Insecta, Hemiptera, Aphididae. The coding region runs from base 530 to 1396 and encodes 288 amino acids. The transcript has 2 exons. The record is from RefSeq and is a predicted model, not a curated record.
AGUUUCUGGUGGUGCAAGUGCUAAAUUUGUACAGGCCAAUAUACACCACUGGCAGUGGGCACUCAGUAGUAGUACUGGAGUGUUAUACAAUGAUAAAUAUUAAUUUUAGACAAAUAGAAUAAUAAUAAUUAAAUAUUAAUACUUAAUAGGUCAUAGGUGAUGCUAAAUGUUUGAAAUUGAAAUUCGAUUUUUUAUAAUAAAUUACUUAUCACAAUGAUUGAUAAUGAUAACAAAGUGUAAACAUUGCCCAAACUGCAUAUGGCUGCCAGACUUCAAUGAUCGUAAGGAGUCGGCUAUCUAGUCCUGUGCUAGUUACGAGCGUCUCGGGAGCAAAAUUGCGCAACCAAUCAGAGGUGUUCACAUUUCUUAUCAAUAUUUGUUAAAAUCACACUUCUUAUCUUUGUUGACAAUGAGGUGAUAAUAUAUUGAUAUUAUUUUAUUCUGUGAUAUAAUCUUACAGGUGUUAUACUUAAUUAUUAAUAUUAUUAUUAACUAUUAUUAGGUAAUUACUUUUAAUUAUAAUAAUAAUAUGGAAGAGUUGGAAAUUGGAACCGGUAACAUGGAAGAGCUUAAGUGCUUAGUUUGUAAUAAAUAUUUCAGUUACAAAAGAACUUUAAAGCGACAUUCAAUUACUUGUGGAUCUAAGGAAUCAAAAAAUAUUAAUAGCGUGCAAUGCCCUGAUUUGUCGUGUCAUAAAUUAUUCACCAACAAAAAAAUGUUAAAAUGUCAUAUAGAGUCAGACCAUGGUGUGAGAUUACUAAAUGAACAAAAAACGUUUGCAACUCUUCAUGGUAAAUGCGAUUUACUAAAUAUUCACCGAAGAAACUGUGGUAUUAACACAAACAUGUACUUGGAGUCAGUGCAUAAGUGCUUAAAAUAUUAUUAUUUACAUGGUAAAAAAAAUAAGCGAUUAGAUACCUGUAUAAAUGCGCUUUUGAAAUUCACAAGAAAUACAAUUUUUGAGAGGUUUAUUAAAUUGGUUAAAAAUAAAUAUACUGCUAAAGAAGAAAAUAUAAUUAAGAGUCAUAAUAUUGGAGUACAAAUAAACCCUGAAACUAUUAAAGUAAUUGAUGAUAAUCGUUGGGAGAUAUCUGCUAAAAAAACAAAUAUGGCAUAUGAAGUAAUUCACACUAUAGAUGUGUGUAACACUGAAGACUGUCGAUUAGUUUGUCGCAUGUGUAAUAUAUGCAUUCAUAAUUAUACUUGUGAAUGUAAAAAAAAAAUUCUAAUUCCUGCUGCAGAAAUAAAUUUAAUUGAAAAAUCAAUAGUAAAAACAAAUACGGACAAAGAACAUGAACAAUUAAUUCAAAUAAAAAACCAAUUAGAAGCUGGAAUAGGAGUAUUAUCGUCCCUUAUUGCAAGUAAAAGUGAAGUAACUGAAGUACUAAGUUUGUAA